UGCCGAACGAUUCUAUGACGAACAAACUACGGUUAACUGGAUGAGCGAUUGGUGAUUGAGUGCUUCUCUCAGCUUCUUUCCUUCCGCAAUUGUGGAUUUGUCUCAGUUUUCGACGAUAACUGAUAUUAAAGUAUCGUACGUUACUUGAUACGAUAAAUCUGCGAAUCGAAAGCAGCAUAUAGUCUAUAACAAUAGUGCAUGUUAAAGAGCUGCCUGAUAUUUUCGUCAUGCUGUCAGAAUUGGCGAAGGAGACAGAAUUGACGGGAGAUUCUUGUUGAUAUGGAGGUUGCCGAGAAUUUACAGGUCUAUAGUUCUCCUCUUUUUGGAAGGUUUCUCGGAAGUUUUCGCAUCAAAAAAUCAUCGGAAAGCGUGAACUGCACCACGAGAAUUCACGGUGCUAUUGGUACCGUAAAAUUAUAAGGAACGGAGUCGUCUUUCGAUCGUUCAACUGGCACUUUGUGUACUUUAGUGACCCUUGAAUGCCAACACAACGCAUUUAAUCAUUUUAUCUUGCUUUGUCAAGAAAUAUUAAUUACGAAAUGGCAUCAACCUCCAGUGCUUCGGCACAGGUGUUGAUGAAUAAAGGGAAACGUGGUGCUGCUGCAUAUAUUCAUGCGGAAUGUAGCAAUCCAACCAUCGAUGCAGCAGGUCCACCACAUUUGAAUGAACUCUUGGAUAUUCUUUUGAAUCCCAGUAAACCCAUUGAUGACUGGGAAACUAUCGAUUGGUGUAAAUGGCUAAUGGCAGGUGGCCGUACACCAGAUGAAUAUGCAAAUACAGUACGAACUUAUGACAAUGCUACUACAUGUGGAUUAGUGUGGACUCCUAAUUUUGUAGCAUAUCGUUGUCGUACUUGUGGAAUAUCACCUUGUAUGUCUCUUUGUACUGAGUGCUUCAAGAAAGGGAAUCAUCAUCGUCACGAUUUUAAUAUGUUUCUUAGUCAAGCUGGUGGUGCUUGCGAUUGUGGUGAUGCAUCUGUUAUGAAAGAGACUGGUUUCUGUGAUAAGCAUGGACCAAAAGCUGCUGUUAAUAAAUCUGCUGCACCUUCAGAUUUAAUGUGUGUUGCAGAAGCAAUGAUGCCCAAAAUUAUUCUGCGUCUUAUUCAACAUUUAAGAGAAAAUUGUAAAGUGGGAUUACCCAGUAUACGAGAAUAUACAGAUUAUAGAGUUGCUAUACAAGAUGCAGAUGUUUAUUUAACUAUGCUUCUUGAUUUGAACAAUAUGGGUGCACUAAUGAGGCACGUUAUGACAACAGCACUCACUAAUCCACAAAAGUAUAGAGGUCUUAUGGAUCCUUCUAUCUUCACUGGUCAAUCAGAGUAUGAUAGCUAUUGUCAAGAUAGCAACAAAAUAUACCAAGAUGCUGUUAAAUCUUUGCCAAAUCCAGAACCACCUGAUGAAUACAAAGAAUGUGCAUCUUUACAAGAACAUUUAGAACAUACAACCUUUUUGGAAGAAUUAAUGUUUUGGACUGUUGCCUAUGAAUUUCCACAAAAAUUAGUAUGCUUAUUAUUAAAUAUGUUACCUGAACCUGAUUAUAAAGAAGCUUUAACUCGUGCAUUUGUUCUGCACUAUAGCAGAAUUUCUAUGAUGUUAGAACGUUCUGCAGAUCCAGAUACUCUUAGCAAUAGGGUUGUGCAUGUUAGCGUACAGUUAUUUAGUAAUGAAGGUCUUGCAUUGAGGAUGGUUGACCAAUUGAAAUUAUUACAUGUAAUGGUUAUUAGUUUAAAAUAUAUGAUGAGUAAAAUAUUAAUUCAAAAUACAUUACAUGAUCCAGAUAAAAAUUUUCAUUAUGUUGUUGACUGUGCACGGCAAGUAAUGAAAGAACAUUGCUACUGGCCUCUUGUGUCAGAUUUAAAUAAUGUUCUUUCUCACAAACCUGUUGCUGUAAGAUUUAUGAGUGAUGACACACUUUUGGAAAUGUGGUUUGAUUUUCUUUCUAUGUUUCAAGGAAUGAAUGUUAAUCAGAGAGAAUUAAGUCAACACGUUGAAUUUGAACCCAACACAUAUUAUGCAGCAUUCAGUGCUGAAUUAGAAGCUAGUGCUUAUCCAAUGUGGGCAUUAGUUUCACAUCUGCGUGGACCUGAAAGUGCAACUCUUAGUAGAAGAGUUCUUACGUUUUGUCUCAUAGCUUUGCAAGAUUGGUUAGACGGAGUGAAUUAUACUCAUCCUAACGUGAGUGAUAGUCUACAAGUAUCAUUUCAUCUUCCCCUUCAUAGAUACUUUGCAGUAUUUAUGUGUCAAGCAGUUAGACAGCAAGGUGUAACACUUCAAGAUUUGUUACCACCCACUGACAUGCUUCAUCUUCUUAUGAUGCAUCCACUGCGAGUACAGGUGGCAUUUUCUGAAAUUUUAAAUGGAUUAUGGGUACGCAAUGGAUUGCAAAUAAAAGGACAAGCUAUGACAUAUAUACAGUGUAAUUUCUGCAAUUCAAUGGUUGAUGCAGAUUUGUAUUUAUUACAAAUUUGUGCAACAAAACUACAGCCAGAUGUUUUCCUAAAAACUGUUAUUGAAAAAUUUCAUGUGCAAGAAUGGAUGAGUCUGAGUUUAUAUCAUGCUCCUCAAAAUGAAUAUUUAGAAGGUGAACAUGAUACUCUUAUGUUAGAAAGCUGUUUAACAUUUUUGGCAACUUUAGUUAAUGUACGAACGAAUUUAGGUUUGUCUGACCCUGAAAUGUCCUGUCUUGAAAUGGUCACAUUGUUAUGUAUGGGAGAUAAAACUCAUAGUCAGUUAAUGGAAUUAAUGCCAGAACGGUGUGGCACUACGCAGAACAGAGAUUUUGAAUCUGUUUUAGCUGAAGUAGCACAAUACCGAGCUCCAAAUCUUGAAGCUAGUGGAUAUAUGCAGCAAGGCAUGUAUGGUCCUAAACCACGAGUUUGGGAUGAAUUAUUUGAUCCAUUACAUGUUUUACUAAGGGCUGUUCAUCGAAGAGAUUUUCAAAUAUCUAUGGAUCGUUUUACUGAAUAUGUAAAACAAUCAGGUAAAUUAAAGAAUAAUGCAACACCAUGGCCACCUUUUCGAUAUCCUGCACCAGUUUCACCAGAUUAUGAUGAUCCACGUCUUGUCCUACGUACUAGAGUAUUUCAUGCUAUGAUAUUUAUAAUAUUAUAUAAGGCUGUGAAUGGACAUAAUAUAUCAGAGCAUGUUAUGGCAUUAGCCAUUUAUCUUCUAGAAAUGGCAGUUGUUACUGCAGAAUUACCUAAUAAGUCUAUCAACCCUUUAUGUCAAUAUAUGGGUGCUAGUUCAAUUCGUACGAUUAAAGAUAUGGACUUAGCAGGCUGGUAUGAAAAUGAUAAUUUAUCAGAAAACUUGAGGACUGUGAUACCUCAAAUAAUUCUAGUCCAAGAGCCAGAACCAAAUAGUUCAGACAGUGAAUUUGAAUGGGAAAUUCAAGGUGAAGCAACUGAAGUUACUACUACUUUAAUGUUAAAUGAUGGAUCUGAGGAAGGUUCAUUGGAAGUAUUGGCUCUACCAUCAGUAGAAUCAAUUAAUGAUAAUAAUGAUUUAUCGACCACUGUAAAUGUUGGUUCUCUUCCAGCUUUACCACCAGCAAGUGUCGACUUUGACAUGGCAAUUAUACCUGAAGAUGGAAUUGUUGCCAUACAACAUGGUAACGUUGAAGGUGAUUUAAUGCCUCUACAAAGAGCUUUACCACCAUCCACUGAAGAAUCCAUGGCCCUUGCCCUUGAAUCACCUCCUUCACCAAACAAUAUGGUUGGUGAACAGCCCGCAUUACCGCCUGUACCUCAACGCCCUGCUGUUAUGGCAGGUAACGAAAUAAUGAGUACACAAACAAUGUAUUCACGACUUAAUACUACAGGAGCAACAACGACGGAUAUUGUUCCAUCAACGUCAAACAUGCAUAAGCAUUGCAAGCGAAGAGAACCUCAAGUUGGGCCACAAACUGUGAAAGUAGGAGAAAGCAUAAUUUCAUUGCUUUUAAAACUACAUUCUCAGUUAUCAGGAGUACCAGAUAGUUAUAAUCCUGACCAAAGUGUAAUGGUAGAUAGUGAAGCAAGUAGUAGCACUGCUGCACCAGCUAAAGAAUCUAGGAUUGGCGAUGGCCCAUUCUUUAUUUCACAACUUCUUAAGAAAAUAGCAAAUUUAGACCCCAUGUGUAAAGAUACUAUCAUAGAAAGCAGAAAUAAAUUAUGGCCACGUAUGCAAGAUUGUGAGGAUGAACAACGUGAAAGAGAACAUCGAGAAAGAGAAGAAAGGCGUAAAAGAGCAAAAGAAAGGCAACAAAAACUUAUGGCAGAAUUUGCCAAUAAACAAAAACAAUUUAUGGAAAAAGCAAUGAAAACAGAUGAAGCAGGUGUAUCAGGAAUGGAUUGGGAUCAAGAGGAUGAUACUACAAAAUUGACUAGACAAAAGGAAUAUGAUUGUGUGAUAUGUAAUCAAACUACACCAAGUAGUGAAGAUAAACCCAUGGGUCUAGUUGUACUAGUACAGGCAACUAGUGUUAUUGGUCACGGAAGAAAACGGUCAGACAGACUCAUUUUGCCUACAUCUGAUGAAGAUCCACCUAUACCGAAAGGUGACACACAUGGUGCUCAUUUUGAUCAUAGAAUAGAUGAAUUAAAUCGACAUUUCGAUACGUUUUCAUGGUUACUAUCUGUUAAUUUGGGUUGGGAAGGAGGUGUUCAUGUACAAACAUGUGGUCAUCAUUUACAUUUAGAUUGUUUAAAAUCUUAUUUACAAUCGUUACAAAGUCAACAAAGGCAACCAAGUCUAGCAGUUGAUACAGGCGAAUAUUUUUGCCCGCUUUGUCGACAAUUAGCUAACUCUGUUUUGCCAUUAUCACCGCAAUUAGGAGAGUGUGCAGCAGUAGUACGAUCUUAUCAAGCCUCUCCGGCAAUAAUACUUUCAGAGUUAAAUAACCUUUUAAAAGAGAUACAACGAAAUCCAGUCUCAUCAAAUUUAGCUGUAGCAAUGGGAAAAGCCAUGGAAGAUAUGACAAGUUGCACAUAUUUAAAAUAUAAGCAAAAGAACUGUUCUCCUAGUCACCAAAGCUUGUUCCUUUUUGUAACUUCUAUAGCAAGAACUAAUUUUGAGGUUGAACUCGUACAACGUGGUGGAUCGUUAUAUGUUCCUUCGCCUAAUUCUAUACCUUUAACACCAAAACGUGACUGUAUUGUCGCUCUCCUUCAUGUUCUUGCAAUGCACGCAAAAGUACUAACAACAUGGCCAGUACAUCAUACUUGGCAGCAACUAUCUGGCAUACCUGCAGAACCUUGUGCACCACUUGCAUUAACGCCACAUGAAAGAGAAGUUCCAUUGUUACUCAGAGAUCCAACUGCUCUUCUUAUACAAUUUAUAUUACUACUUCCACUACACUUGGAUCAAGCUUACUUCUCGAGCGUUGUGAAAGUUAUAUACAACUUGCUGUACUAUCAAGUCAUAGUGCAAAUAAGCUGUGAUCUUUUACAAGCAGAAAGAAAUACAAUUUUAAGAAGAGGCCAAUGUGGCGAAUGUACUGCCACUUCUUUAGAGAUUAUACUAUGCAGAGUAAUCGAAUAUUUUAGUGACAGUGAUCUUUAUCGUACAGACGAAGCUAUUCAUAAACCAUCAACUUCAUCUUCUGUAUCUUAUGCCAGAGUGAAAACACAUUGGAUUGAACGACAGAUACAGUCUUUAUGCUUACCGUUUUUAAGAGUGGCUGCUUUACUCCGAUAUCAUCUAUACGAACAACCAUUGCCUUUUGUUAGGUCACGCCAAUUUGAAUUUGUCAAAUUAGUGUAUUAUUUAGAAUUAGUGGCAGAAGGUAUGGAUUGGGAUAAUUUCAAUUCAACAGUGGCACUAAAUUGGCAAGAUGUAGAUGCAAGUAUUUCUGUUCCUCGCCUAUGGUGCGAUCAGUUACUUGCUUUUGUUAAUAGAAGUGAUGCAGCUAGAAAUUUAAUAAAGGAACAGCAUGUAUCUUGGCAAAUACCGAAACUGCUCAAUCUCCCAAGAGAAUAUGAAAAAAUCUUUACGUAUUAUCAUGAACGGCAAUGUCGUCAAUGUCAUUCAGUUCCUCAGGAAAUUAGUAUCUGUUUAUUAUGUGGUGCUAUUGUCUGCCUAAAGCAGAACUGUUGUAAGCAGAUGAAUGUGUGUGAAGCUGUUCAGCAUUCAAUUGAUUGUGGUGGUGGAACUGGCAUAUAUUUAGUGGUAACAUCAACUUAUAUUAUUGUAAUUAGAGGUCGAAGAGCUUGUCCAUGGGGAUCUUUAUAUCUUGAUGCAUUUGCAGAAGAAGACAGAGAUCUAAAACGAGGUAAGCCUUUGUAUCUUAGCCAAGAUAGGUAUCGAUUAUUGGAACAGCAAUGGCUAGCUCACAGGUUUGAUCACACGAAAAAAACAUGGGUCUGGCAUCGUGAUUCUCUGUGACCUUCCAUAGUACUGAAUGCUCAUAAAUUUGAAAUGAAGUCAAGACUCAUUUAACUUGUUUAUUAUUACGCAAUCUCUUGUUAACGAUAACAGCGCUUAAAGGAUAAACAGGUUGUUCAAAUACUUUACGAAUAUUAUAUUUAUUAUGAUGCAAUUGAUAAGUAGGCAUGACAAUGAAUGAAAGUAUUAUCCUACAAUGGACACUGAACUAAAUUGUCUAUAGUCACAAUUUUUGAAUAAUUAUAUCGAAGAAGUAUGUUUGAAAUCGAGCAUUGUAUAUUUUAUUUAAAUACAUAUAAAUAUUACGUCCUAAUAAGAGGAGAGUACUUAUCUAGCAUCUAGUGUUUGUACUUUAUAGAAGAUGGAUAAAAUUUUAAGUGACAAUAGCAAUUUAGAAAGGAAGAUGAAUAUUAAAAUUUGUCUGAAUAAUUAUUUGUGCAAACAAAUUAUGGAACGUUUAAUUAAUAAGACUUAUAUUUGCAUCUUCUUGGUUAUAAUAUUCAUAGGCAAAUCUAUUACAUUUGACUUCUCUAAAUGCAAUGCAUAUUUUCCGAAUCAUAUUAUUGGAGUAAAAUAUAAAUAAAUUUGAUAUGAGCUGGAUUUAUAUUACGAAUACAUUUUAUAUUUGGUUAUAAUAUCAUAGAAAAUAUAAAUAAUUGAGUUUUUCCAAAUUAAUGAUAGAAAGCAUAAACAAAAUAUUUUGAAGUGUAUUGUGUUAUAAACGCGAUGAAAUUAAAAAUUAAUAUCUUUUCUUUAGAUAUUUUUUAAUACUUUAUAAACAUUAUAAUUGGUACUAUCAAAAUGAAUUAUUUUAUAUUGGAUAUAUAGAAAUGCAAAAAAUUAAUUUGGUAACUUAAAUAUAAUUCAAUGGUUGAAGGUAUAGUAUAACUUGUGUAAGAGAAUUGAUUUAUUUAAAAAGUUUCUCUUAUUAAUUUUGUAUUUUGAAGAUUUACUAGAAAUGUUGUUGUUUAUUCACUUAUUAAUUUAAUAUUUUGUCUUAUAUCGGAUUGUUAAGAAUUGUUUAAUUUUUAUUAUAUAAUAAAAAAAUAUAAUCAUAAUUUAUAAUAUAAUAGGUUUCUUGUUUAAAAUGCAGGAAAGAAAGAAUGUAACAAUAAAUAAUGAUUAUUAUAAAUAUUUGUUUGCGCAAUAAUAAUUUGCUUUAUAUUGAUGAUUCAAUGGAAAUUAAUGUAAAAUUUAAAUUAUAAUUAGAAAUAUAUUAAUAUAUGUCAGAAGAGAAACGUUAUAAGAACGAUACCUUUACAUCAAACUUAGUGAUCAGUAUGUGUAUACGGUAUUUUUACGAUAAUUAAAAUCCUAACACGGAGAUAAAUAGCAUAUACAAAUGAUUUGCUGAUUAAAGUGCUGCAUAGUGCUACUAUUACAAGAAUUGCUUCUUUUACAAUAGAUAUUCAUAAUCUGUAAAUAUGUAAUAAUUAUAGGGUAUUGCAUAUUGCAUUAUUAGUCAAUGCUCAAAAUCAGAUGAUCUGUACAUAAUUAAUAAUUAUUUUUAGGAAUCUUUCUGCUUAUAAUAUAAGAACAUACAAUAAAAGCAUUAUACAAAAAAGCUGAAAAUUUAUUAGUAAUGGCAAUUAUGAAUCAUAUUUAAUGUAUAAAUACAAAUGAUUCUAUCCAAAAUA
Vespula vulgaris is the source of this 7999-nucleotide messenger RNA. It is a transcript of the gene Ubr3, whose product is annotated as E3 ubiquitin-protein ligase Ubr3. Gene Ontology annotation, molecular function: ubiquitin protein ligase activity; zinc ion binding. Gene Ontology annotation, biological process: ubiquitin-dependent protein catabolic process via the N-end rule pathway; protein ubiquitination. NCBI's taxonomy places the organism in Eukaryota, Metazoa, Arthropoda, Insecta, Hymenoptera, Vespidae. The record is from RefSeq and is a predicted model, not a curated record. Bases 540 to 6362 code for a protein of 1940 amino acids. Gene Ontology annotation, cellular component: ubiquitin ligase complex; cytoplasm. The transcript has 29 exons.